AUGUCAUCUGGGCACAACACCGCCCAGCUGAUUCAAGCGCUAGCCGCAUUUCGCAACCUGAAGAAGAUCAAGUUUGGAUAUGAGAUCAGAGCGUGGAGCGAAACUGCCCUAAUACAAGAGUCCGAAUACCCUCAACUCAGCAACAUCAUUGCCCGCGCCGAGAGCAUCCGGUUCGUCCGACAGGCCCUUCGUGCCGUUGUUUCCGCCAUGGCUGCGACUCAACGACCUUGGGACGAACUACAGAUUACCCCACACUUGAACGGCUUGAUUACAGGUGGAACUCUAGACUUGAGCAUUCUAAUUUCCCCUCCAUCGGUCACUCCGAUCCUUCUGGAAAGCUUGGAGCUGUCUUGUUGCGUUCCUCGCAAGAGGAAGGUCGGCAUCCCAGACGUCGACCAUGUGUUGGGAUUUAUCGACUUAUUCUCGGGGAUUCAACGUCUCGUUCUGGGGCUUAAGCUGGGCCCCAACCGCGAAGGCCAAUGCGCCACGGCAAUCUCGCAACGCCUACGCCUGCGCCUGCCCAGCCUCCGCAUCCUGUGCCUCAAGUACAUUCAAUUCACGGAAGCGGAGCUAACUGCGCUGUUCCUUGGGCACAAAAAAGACGCUUGA
Messenger RNA from Dichotomopilus funicola, 609 nucleotides. RefSeq lists its product as uncharacterized. The transcript has a single exon. The record is from RefSeq and is a predicted model, not a curated record. Lineage: Eukaryota; Fungi; Ascomycota; Sordariomycetes; Sordariales; Chaetomiaceae. Bases 1 to 609 code for a protein of 202 amino acids.